Molecule: messenger RNA, 819 nt
Organism: Parastagonospora nodorum SN15
Lineage: Eukaryota; Fungi; Ascomycota; Dothideomycetes; Pleosporales; Phaeosphaeriaceae
Exons: 3
Coding region: 1-819 (272 amino acids)
Source: RefSeq, a predicted model, not a curated record
AUGUACGACCCCGGCUCGCUGUUGGCAAUGUCCGCAGGCCUUGUCGAGUUUGCCCAAGGCUCGCAUCUUGUCAUUUUAAGCCGUAGCAAAGAAUUUGUUGAUAUCCUGUACGAUGCCGAAGACCUAGGCCCACUCCUGACACCCUCAUCAAAGUCGCCCGGCCAAAUUUUCUUGGACCAUUGGAUCGAUCCAAUCGCCAUCUUCCUAGCACACAGCUACAUAUCCAGUGGCCUGAGACCAUAUAUCGGUACCCUGCGUCCAAAAUUAGACACACUCGCAUGGUUCAUCAUGCCUCUGCUCGUGUACCUAUAUCAGAAGAAGAUUGUGAAAAGAGCAGCAAAACAACUGUUCCUCGAGCCACUCAACGACCGAGGACAACAAAACCUGGCUAUCUCUGGAUCCUGGACAAGGAGAAUCCGACGUCAAAUUGACGCUGCCAUCGUGUCAUACUGGUCUAUCAUCCUCGUCGGCCCCAUCAUCGACGGCCUAUUCUUCCUGGCACUCAAAGGCUCAGAAGGCAAAAACUGCGUCAUACGCUCCAAGUUAAAUCUGUUCGUUUCAGUCACCUACGUGUCAUAUUGGUAUCUACUCGUCGGCUUCUCGGGCACGAAGGGCUGGGGAAGGAAGUUCACGGGAUGGUAUUUCUACGUUCUUGUAGCGCUGCUCUGUGCAAGUGCGACACACGAUUUAGUUGUUUUUGGGCCGACGACAAAUGUGCUUACAAAGUACGCUAUGCUGUGUCUGAACAUGUUUGGCGUCGUGUGGAUUAGCAGAUAUCUGGGGAAAGGGGAAAGAAGACAGAAACCUGCUGGUACUUAG